Molecule: messenger RNA, 2482 nt
Organism: Sebastes umbrosus (honeycomb rockfish)
Lineage: Eukaryota; Metazoa; Chordata; Actinopteri; Perciformes; Sebastidae
Product: 5-hydroxytryptamine receptor 4
Exons: 7
Coding region: 140-1462 (440 amino acids)
Biological process (GO): regulation of appetite; adenylate cyclase-activating adrenergic receptor signaling pathway; chemical synaptic transmission
Cellular component (GO): plasma membrane
Molecular function (GO): G protein-coupled serotonin receptor activity
Source: RefSeq, a predicted model, not a curated record
GUCGGACUAUGAGAGACACCAGGACGCAGCACCGGUGCGCCUGGACCGGAGGAACGGAGGAGGAGAGGAGCCCGGCACAGGGCCAGAGCAUGGGGUGAUGAGGACUAUCCUCUGCUGACCUCAAUGCAGACCACCAGUGAUGGCCACAACAUCACCUCGACAUUUGUUGGAUGACAUAAUAAACAGAGGACAAGAACAAGAACAACAACAACAGGAAGAGCAGCAGGAAUUCCUGAGCUCGCUGGAGACAAUUGUUCUCACCAUCUUUCUCUCCAUUAUUAUCAUCAUGACGGUGUUUGGCAACCUGCUGGUCAUGGUGGCACUCUGCAAGGACAGACAUCUAAGAAAAAAGAAGACUAACUACUUCAUUGUGUCGCUGGCGUUCGCUGACCUGCUGGUUGCACUGCUGGUGAUGCCCUUCGCUGCAAUCGAGCUGACCACCGGCCAGUGGCGGUACGGGGAGAUCUUCUGCCUGGUUCGAACGUCACUGGACGUCCUGUUGACUACAGCGUCCAUCCUGCACCUCUGCUGCAUUGCGCUGGACAGGUAUUACGCUAUCUGCUGCCAGCCUCUGGUUUACAGACACAAGAUGACCCCGAUCAGAGUGGCAGUGAUGCUCAGUGGCUGCUGGCUCAUCCCCACAUUCAUCUCCUUUCUACCCAUCAUGCAAAGCUGGAACGCCAUCGGCAUCGAGGACAUUAUCGAGGAGAGGCGAGCCUUGACGGGAGGCUCCAACGACACGAGCUGCGUGUUUCUGGUCAACCGACCGUACGCCCUGAUCUGCUCUACGGUGGCCUUCUACGUCCCGUUGGCCCUCAUGGUCCUGGCCUACCAGCGGAUCUACGUCACCGCCAUGACCCACGUGAGGCAGAUCGAGACACUGCAGCGGGCCGGCUCCGCUCCCGUCACCGGGACGGCCCCGGUGAUCGCCGUGAGGUCCUCCACUUCCUCAGAUCCGUCGGAGCACUACCGCUUUAGGACAACAAUGGGCUCCUCCUCCUCCUCAGAGCACGCCCCCAUAGCGAAUAGCCGCAUGCGCGUCGAGACUAAGGCGGCAAAGACGCUGGCGAUUAUAAUGGGCUGUUUCUGCCUAUGCUGGGCGCCGUUCUUCAUCACCAACGUGGUGGACCCCUUCAUCCAUUACUCAGUGCCCUGGCAGCUGUGGACAGCCUGGCUGUGGCUCGGGUACAUUAAUUCAGGGUUGAACCCCUUCCUGUACGCCUUUCUGAACCGGGCGUUUCGGAGGGCGUUUCUGGUGAUUCUCUGCUGUGGGGACGAGCGGUACGCACGGCAGGGGAGCUGCUCCUACGGACCCACCCACAGGGCGUACUCGGCUGCGUCGGUCAACGGGACGUCUAUGGCACUGAGGCUGUCGUUCCUGCCAAACAGGAGCUACAGUGACAACGGGCGGACGAUGCUGGCCAAUGAGCAGGAGUCCCAGGACUCUCUUGGACCACUAUGAGGAUGUCUUGACAGAGCUGUGACAUCAUCAGCUAAUGUGGGGGACCUUUGAGUCAGUUUAGAGACAAAGACGUCUUGGCCUCUGUGACCUCAACAGUCUUCCCUGGAUAUUCACUCAAUGAUCCAGCAUCAUCAUUGUAUGACUUUUUUAUAUAUAUAUAUAUAUACGUCUGUUGAUGCUGUCCAGGGUUAGAGGCACUAUUGCUGGCCAUCAGACAAGUGCGGAAACUCAGACUGAACUCUUGGUGAAAAGAUGAAGCAUAUUGGUGCAGAACUAAAGUACUAGUUGUAGAGUACUUGUGUCCAUGGACUGAAACACACUGCCAAUAUGUUUUCAGGCACUUGUUCUAAAACCCAAAGAACUGUUCUUCUCAGUCGAACAUCUGGAUCACAGGAUGUAAAGAUCUGUCAAAGGUCCAGCACCACAGAUCUCAGAAAACUACAGCAGACAAACUUUGGCUAACACGAUGGGUGAAGCAAGAGGCCUCUUCUGCUUUUUAACCUCUAUGAUGACAUCCCAUCAUAGUUAUAACAGCUAACUGCCAGCUGGUCACACAGGUGACUGCAGGUCUCAUUAGAUUAAAGUUCAGUUUAUUGUACAGUAGUUUGUAUUCUUGUAUUUUACCAGCAUCGACGGCACUCUGAAACUGCUGAAUGCAAUGUGGAGGUUUUCUAUUCAUAUCCUUCAUUUCAUAUUCCAUUUUGAAAUGGCUGUAAACAAAAAAAACAAAGGCCAAGGAUAUGAAAUGCAGCAUCAUAAAAAGUGUUCUAUUGUUGACCAUUGUGAUGAAACUCUUGCCAAAGCCUUUCAUGGCACAUAAAAUAUUGUUGCACUUCCCUCUGUGGGUUGAAAUUUUGAAAUGUGUUGCAUCUCUGUCCACACCCAACAGUGAUGUUGUGUUGGUUUGGUAGUGCAGCUCUACAUUACCGCAGCAGGGUGGAAAGCUUAAUUGCUAUGGAAGUUUUAAUUGGACUUUAUUAGUUUUAAGCCACAGAAGACAUUCCACAAAUGUGUACCAUG